Chroicocephalus ridibundus (black-headed gull) is the source of this 2319-nucleotide messenger RNA. It is a transcript of the gene RCC1L, whose product is annotated as RCC1 like. NCBI's taxonomy places the organism in Eukaryota, Metazoa, Chordata, Aves, Charadriiformes, Laridae. Gene Ontology annotation, molecular function: guanyl-nucleotide exchange factor activity; rRNA binding. The coding region runs from base 67 to 1755 and encodes 562 amino acids. Gene Ontology annotation, cellular component: mitochondrial inner membrane. Gene Ontology annotation, biological process: positive regulation of mitochondrial translation. The record is from RefSeq and is a predicted model, not a curated record. The transcript has 13 exons.
CCGCGCGGGGUCGCAGGUGAGAGGUCGGCAAGAUGGCGGCGGCCUGAGGGGCGCGGGGUGGCGGCGAUGGCGCUGAGCGGAGUGCGGCGGGCGGUGGCCCUGGGCUUCCGCAGGGGCCUGGCCGAGGCGGCGGGCCCGCGGAGCACCCGCCAGCUGCGGGAGGCCGAGGAGGCCGCCCCGGUCUUCCAGUACGUGGGGAAGGCGGCCGAGAGGAAGGACCGCGUCUUCGUCUGGGGCUUCUGCUACUCGGGCGCCCUGGGCGUCCCCAGCUUCGUGAAGCCGGACGUGGGCUGGAAGAAGCCGCGGCGGAUCCAACCCACGCCCUACCGGCUGGAAACGGAGGAGAAGAUAUCCUCUGCCGCCUGUGGUUAUGGAUUCACACUGCUGUCCUCUACUACCACAGACAUCACCAAGGUGUGGGGCAUGGGGCUGAACAAGGAUUCCCAGCUUGGAUUCCAGAGAAGCAGAAGAGAUCAAACUAAGGGCUAUGAAUAUGUCUUGGAACCAUCUCCAAUUCCAUUACCACUGGAGAAGCCGCAGCAUACUCGAGUCUUGCAGGUUUCCUGUGGGAGAGCCCAUUCUCUGAUCUUGACAGACAGUGAAGGAGUUUUCACCAUGGGGAAUAAUUCUUACGGGCAAUGUGGCCGGAAGGUUGUUGAAGAUGAAACUUACAGUGAAAGCCAUCUAAUUCAUCAGCUGAAGGAGUUUGACAGCAGAGUUGUCCAGGUUGUGUGCGGGCAGGACCACAGCCUCUUUAGAACAGAGAAAGGUGCGGUCUAUGCAUGCGGAUGGGGAGCUGAUGGACAAACAGGUCUUGGACACUACGACAUCACCAGUGUUCCUACUAAGCUACGCGGUGACAUUGCUGGAGUAAACAUUAUCCAGGUCUCUUCCUAUGGGGACUGUUGUCUGGCUGUUUCAGAUGAGGGAGACGUCUUUGGUUGGGGAAAUUCAGAAUACUUGCAGUUGGCAUCUGUCACAGAAACCACACAGGUGAAUGUUCCCAGGCAUUUGCCAUUCAAGAUUGGGAAGAUAAAGGAGGCCGCGUGUGGAGGGACUGGCAAUGUUGUGCUGACGGAAGAAGGAAAUGUUUUUGUCUGGGGAUAUGGAAUUCUUGGGAAAGGACCAAACCUAAUAGAGACAGCAGUGCCAGAGAUGAUCCCACCCAGCCUUUUUGGCUGGUCAGACUUCAAUCCGGACAUCCGUGUUGCUCACGUUCGCUGUGGACUCAGCCAGUUUGCGGCACUUACAAACAGAGGAGAACUGUUUGUAUGGGGCAAGAAUCUAAGAGGGUGCCUGGGAACUGGAAGAAUCGAAGACCAGUAUUUCCCAUGGAGGGUGACUGUACCCGGUGAGGUGGUGGAUGUUGCGUGUGGAGUUGAUCAUAUGCAAGAGUACUUCACCCUCCAAACACCGCCGUGCAGUCAGCUUUGGCUUGAAAUAGCCUGGAAGUGCCUCGGGAUGAGCUGCUCGCAUGGAGCCGUGGUCGUGUACAGCUCUAAGCACGUCGGAGCAGGGCUGAGACAUGUUAUCGGCAGCCGGGGCCGGGGGGCUGCAGGAGAGAAGGGGUUCUUCAGCUCCUCCUUGGUGAGAAGCGUGUGGCAAUGGCACUGCGCAGCCGCGUUGUUUGCCGAGCCUCGGCCAGCACCCAGCAGCGACCACCCUGAGACAGUCCACGAGGGGAUGACAAUUGUCCCCGUCCCUCCUGGGGUGCUGGCGCGGGGGAGGCCCCGCUGGGGCUCACCAGGCUUCUAGGUGUCUUACACCCUUCUGUGAGCAGGUAGAAGUUAAGCCUUGCAAACAGACCAGCGGUAUCCCACUGCCUUCUUACUUUGAGGGAAUCAGAUGGGGCAGGUUUGGUGGCUCCCAGAGAACAGCUGCAGGACGGAGAAGAUGGUGGUGGGGUAAAACCCAUGCGCUGACUGGUCUGGGACCCCCAAGAGCCUCAGGGACGUCUGCAGACGUGGGUGUAUGUAGGCAGAGGGCAGUGGUGGGAAUAAGGCCCAGCGUGGCAGUCGGUCAAUAAAAAAGGAUGCGCUACAUCUUAUAGACAAUGCCAAGCUCUGCUUUAUUUUCAUCAGUUUGAUCAGUACAAAAGCAGACAGCGUAUGUUUCACUUCUUAUUCUUUUUCAUUUUAAUUAACACUUUACAAAGUACAAAAUAUACUGUCAUUUAUUUUGGAACAUUAGGGUUUUUUUCUUUUUUUUGUUUGUUUUUUUUUCUUUUAUUUUUUCCCCCCAUACAGUACAUAAAUCUCAGCUUUUCAGCAUAAGACCAGCAAAGAAAACAAGCGUGUGCACUCGCUGGGAAAGCAAAGC